UGGUUUUUGACUCUGAUAAUGGCAGAUUUAAGUGAUAUGACGCUUGAGAAGUUUAAAUUAUGGUCCACGAACGCCUUACGGGUGUUUUUAUCAAUGAGAAAUAAAUCGAUCAAAGGAAAUUUUGACGAAAUAGCCGCAAGGUAAGUCAAAACUGACAAGCGAGUUUACGAUGUCUAUAUGUAUAACUACUUUAAGUACACACCAGUUCUGUGUGGUUUAAUAACGUCAUUUUAUGAUGUUUUAAACAUAGUGUAAUUAUGUCUUACCGAACUGAAUGUAUGCAAGAUAAAUCUGAAUGACUGAAUACUUCAAAUAUUGGAGUUUUAGCAUGCCGUCGGAGGAAUGCCUACAUGUACAUUGUACUGUAUAUAUUGGGAGUCUGGACAUGUAUGCUAGCCUUUUGUUGCUGGGAGGAGAACAUUACGGUGGAUGUGAGUGCAGAGCAGGAGCAAAGACGUUUGCUUGCGGAAUAUCAAGGAAAGCUAGUGGUAGAAGGGGAAAUUAUACUCGAUCCGAUCUCGAUCAAAAAUGGUUGGUUGACGGAAAAGCUUGGUCGUCCUAAAUGGCCAUCCGUAUAUAUCACUGACAUUUCUGACUAUUUAAACACCAAAAACCCAGAAACAUUAAUGAAACGUUUGCUGAAUGAAUAUAAAGAAGGCAAAGCGUACAGGUACUUUUCAAGUGAGUGGGUAAAAGAAGUACAUUAUCAUGACUUAGGUGAACAUUCUGACAAAUGCAUUAUCAAAUCAAAGGUCACUCCAUCUCAAGCAGUGAAUAACAAAGCAUACGAUGUAUGGAUAGUGAUACGAAAGGACAAGAACACUGUACCAGGCGGUCAAAUUUUAAAUGCGUAUUGUUCAUGUACAGCUGGCAUGAUGGGUUCGUGCAACCAUAUUGCCGGUGUCCUUUUCAGAAUGGAAUAUGCUGUCAAGACAGGAAUGACGCGUCCAACCUCUACAAGCAAAGCCUGUGAAUGGACUGUUCCAAAAAAGAAAACCACCGUAAAAAUGGGAAAAGCGAGAGAUUUUACAUGGAAGAAAGCAAAAUACACACAACUACCACGCAACAAAGACAAAGAAAAUGAGACUAAUAUAAAAAAACUUAACUUCACACCAUUGAAUAAGAGCCAACAAAACAAAGUUGAAGACGGUGAAAAGUUAAGGAAUGAAUUGAAAGAACUGUUAGCCGAAGAUAUGCCAAACUCGUGCUUCAUGCUUCUUAUGAAUAAGAAAAAGUUAAAAAAUCCAUCUGAAGCUGAAAAUGUUAAAUUAAAAUUACCACCAACUAUAAAUGAAUUAAGCAAAAGAGUGGAAUCUCUAGAUAUUCCUGAAUGUGCAAAACAAGCUGAAUUUAAAAAACAGAUGUGUGUCACGCAAGAUGAGAUUGACUCUUUGAAUCGAGACACAGUAUCGCAAAGUAAGUCUGAGUCAUGGAAGGAGCACCGCAGAGGUCGUGUCACCGCAAGCAAUUUUCACAGAAUAUGUAAGCGCGCUUCGUCUCUGAAAAAAGAUUCCUCCGAGGACCCAACAUCUGUGAUAAAACUUGUAAUGGGAACAACUGAGGGCAUCCAAACCCAUGCUAUGAAGCACGGUAUUUCUUUGGAACCGGUUGCGAAAAGAAAUUACCAGGUUGAAAUGAAGAAGGUUCAUAAAAGGUUCCAGUCGUCAGACUCUGGGAUAAUUUUAGACAAGGAUCGGCCAUUCAUGGCAGCUUCGCCAGACUUAUUCGUGUCCUGUGUUUGUUGCGGGAUGGCCUUUGUGAAGUCAAAUGCCCAGAGUCUAUUAAAGACCAACAACCAUCAGCCGACAAUGUCCCUUACCUUAUCGUUAAAGACGGUGUAAUGUCCUUAAAAAGAAACCAUCCCUAUUUUUACCAAGUUCAAGGACAGAUGGGUAUAACUAAAAGGAACUUUUGUGACUUGUA
Mercenaria mercenaria is the source of this 1923-nucleotide messenger RNA. RefSeq lists its product as uncharacterized. The record is from RefSeq and is a predicted model, not a curated record. Gene Ontology annotation, molecular function: zinc ion binding. NCBI's taxonomy places the organism in Eukaryota, Metazoa, Mollusca, Bivalvia, Venerida, Veneridae. The coding region runs from base 351 to 1841 and encodes 496 amino acids. The transcript has 2 exons.